UAUUAUUAUAUUACUUUCGAAAAAUUUAAUUUAAGCUUAAAAAACUAGUAUUAACUAAAUAAUUAACAACAGAAUUUUAUUUUUAAAUUCAACAUCCAUAACCCAUUUUUCCAAGUUACUUUGGUAUAAUGUUUUUAAAUUUUUGUACUAAUAAACUAAUAUACUUCUGCACUUAAUAUACAUAUAACUGGACUAACAGUGGUUUUAGCUUGAAGACUUGAAUUUUAUGCAUUGAAAUGGCUUGGAGAUUUAAAGCUUCAAAGUACAAGAACGCAGCCCCCAUAGUGCCCAAACCCGAGACAUACAUAAGGGACAUAUGUGUGGGGUCGUAUCAGACUUAUGGCAACAACAUUGCUGCUUCUGCUAGGUUUAUGGCCUUUAACUGGGACCAUGCUGGUUCCAGUUUGGCUGUACUACCCAUAGAUGACUGCGGUAGAAAAAGCAAACUAAUGCCUUUGCUGCACGCUCAUUCUGAUACUGUGACUGAUAUGGAAUUUUCUCCGUUUCAUGAUGGGUUGCUGGCCACAGGCUCGCAGGAUUGUUUGGUCAAAAUAUGGCACAUUCCUCCUGAAGGUUUACAGGAAUCGCUAAGCAACUCGGAAUGCACAUUCUCCCACAAGCAACGUCGCGUGGAAACGGUGGGUUUCCACCCGUGCGCAGACCACCUGCUGCACUCGACCUCGUACACGACUUUAACCCUGUGGGACCUGAUGUCCGAGCAGGAAUUGUUCUCGAACGCCGACCACAGCGAAGUGAUCCAAUCGGUGAGCUGGAAGAGGGACGGCAGCCUAUUGGCCACGUCGUGCAAAGACAAGAUGGUGAGGAUUUUAGACCCUAGGGUGGAAAAGUCGUGCGUGAAGACCGCCAACAGCCAUCAGAGCAUCAAGGACAGCAGGGUGGUGUUUCUGGGGGAUCAGAACAGGAUUUUAACGACGGGAUUCGAUUCUCAACGGCUGCGGCAGAUUUUCAUCCGUGAUUUGCGUAAUUUUAACGAGGCCGAGAAGGCGUUGGAGCUGGACUGCUCCACGGGCAUUUUGAUACCUUUAUACGAUCCGGACACUAACAUGCUUCUGCUGGCCGGCAAAGGCGACACGACCGUCGGGUACAUGGAGGUGACCGACAAGGAGCCGUACCUCAUCGAGGGUAUUCGACAUUCCGGCGAGCAGACCAAGGGCGCGUGCUUGGUGCCGAAGAGGUGCCUCAACGUGAUGCAGGGCGAGGUCAACAGGGUUCUUCAGCUGACCAGUUCGUCGGUGGUGCCGAUUACGUACCAGGUGCCGAGGAAGACGUACAGGGACUUCCACGCCGACAUUUACCCCGACACGCCCGGGUUCAAGACGGACUUGACCGCCGAUAAGUGGAUCGAGGGGAAGAACGUCGAGCUGGAGAAGAUCAGUUUGGAUCCCAGCAAGAGGGAGAACGGAGAGGAGCCUAUAAUUAUACACAGAGGUAAUUUGGAAACGUUAAAAUCCGAAUUCGAAAAAAAUAACGCCAACAAACAAGCCGAGGUGCCGAAAAUCAACAAGAACGUCGAAAAACCCGAUUUUCACCCCGUCAGAUCGCUAAUCAAGGAUAUCGAAAAGACCAACCUCAUCCUGCCCGAAGACUCUGAAAAAACCCUGGAAAGCAUCGUCUCGGAAAACAACAAAAUCAACGCCGAAGAAAACGAAAAGCAGAACUGUCAGAACUCGCCGCCUAAACCUCUGCCGAGGGCGUCGAGGACUAACUCGGUGUGCGGCGAUCAGAUCGACGACGGCGCCCCCAAGCCGGUGGCGAGGCCGCGAACUAACAGUUGCGCGCCCGUCGUCACCUCCGUCAAUCCCAACGUGCCGAUAGCGGGCGGAUACAAGCCUCGCUUGGGCCCGAAACCUUUCACACCGCCGAAUCUGACCAACGCCGAGUUCAAAUUCGUUGCCCCAGCUUCGCCACCCAGUAACGGCGUGCACGAGCAAGAGCAACAACCCAAAACGCCGGAAGAGGCCGUUGAAAAGGAAAAAUCGCCGAGCAGCGACGCGGACGCGAAGAUCGAGACCGAGAACGGCAAGUCCGGAUCGUCGGGCGAGGAGGAGACCAACUCCGACUCCGGGUACAUCCCCAAAACACCCAGCACCGCCGAACGUAGGAAGCUGUUCGAGGUGAGGGGCAGCUCGAAGGAGAACGAGCCGGAAGACGGCUUCGACGCGACCGACCAGACGAAUUUCGAAAGAUCCUCGUUGCAAAGAAGUUCCAUCGCCGAGCGCAGGCGCAUGUACGAGUCGCGUUCCGCUUCUGCGCAAGAUCCGCCCACUUUAAUAGCGGAAAAGCCGGCCGGCGGGUCGCCGGUGAUGCUGCGCAGGAAGGACUCGCUGAAGAACCGCAAGAACGCCGAGGACGUCCUCAAGGACGACAACAACAGGAAGAGCGUGCCGAUGCCAAAGCAGCAGUCCUUCGAUCCGCAAGCGGCCAGGAAGAGCGAAGCGGUCCCCACGCCCAAGAGAACCUCCACCGUGUUCGGGAGGGUUUCCAAGUUUAGGCAUUUGAAGGGCACGCCUGCGCACAAAUCUCUGCACAUUGAGAACAUCAGGAAUUUGAGCCGCCAGAUGUCAGGGGAGUGCGACGGUUUUCACGCGAACCCGAAGCGGGUGGCGGUUCCGCUGAGCGGGCCCGGGGGGCGCAUCGCCAUCUUCGAGCUGGCCAAGACCGGGAAGCUGCCCGACGGCGUGAUUCCCGCCCUGGUGCACGGCAACAACGUGAUGGACUUCGCUUGGGACCCGUUCGACGACUCGCGCCUCGCGGUGGCGUGCGACGACGGCGUGGUGAAGUUGUGGCGCGUGCCGGAAGAGGGCCUCCAAGAGCCCACCAACGAGCCCGAGCACUGCCUGUCGGCGCACCCCGACAAGAUUUACUUCGUCAAGUGGCAUCCCAGCGCCAAGGACGUCUUGGCUACCGGCUCGUACGACAUGACGAUAAAAAUCUGGGACCUGGCCACGCAGACCGAGCGGAUAACCCUGCGCGGCCACGCCGACCAGAUGUUCAGCUUCGCGUGGUCGCCGUGCGGCGACCGCUGCGCCACCGUCAGCAAGGACGCCAGGAUCCGCGUGUACAGCCCGCGCAAGAGCGACAAGCCUAUAAAAGAGGGCAAGGGCCCGGUGGGCAGCCGCGGCGCGCGCAUCCUCUGGGCUCUGGACGGCAGCUUCAUAGUGACAACGGGCUUCGACAAGGUUUCCGAGCGGCAGAUCACUGCGUACAAGUCGAGCGAUUUGUCCGCCUUGAACACCGUCGGGUUGGACGUGUCCCCGGCCAUUCUGAUGACGUACUACGACGAGGACAGUUCCACUCUGUUUUUGACGGGAAAGGGCGAUUCGACCAUCUACGCGUUCGAAAUAACGGAGGAGGCGCCGUACAUCUGCCCGCUGAGCCACCACCGCUGCAACACGCUGCACCAAGGGCUCUCGUUCCUGAGCAAGAACUCUUGCGACGUGUCGAACGUGGAGUUCGCCAAAGCGCUCAGGCUCACCAACAACGCCAUCGAGCCGCUGUCGUUCGCCGUGCCGAGGAUCAAGACGGACCUCUUCCAAGACGACCUCUUCCCGCCCACGAGGGUAACCUGGAGUCCCACGAUGACCAGUGCCGAAUGGUUUUCGGGAACCGCCAAACUACCUCAGAGAGUCAGUUUGAAACCUGACGGAAUGGAUAACCUGAGCGAAUCUCAAGGACAAGCCGGACCGGUGGAAAGAACCAUCAACAAAUCGGCAUCAACGCCUUUCAUAACAGCCAAUCAGCCUUUUAACCGGCUAGGUUGGAAUUCCGACAUGUCGGGACAAACUAAAAGCAAGCAGGAAGAGAUUCAAAGAUCGGUUAGUAACAAGCUAGAGGUAAAUUUGAAGCUCGAACAGGACGAGAUGGAGGGCGUGGACGAGAAAGAGUGGUGCGAUUGAGCGUUUUGAUUGUUUUUUUAGGGUUAAAACCUCGUAUCUCCCCCUUAAACCUGCCUUACACUUAAGCUACAUACGAUUUUCGGUCUCGAACAAUAAUAAUAACGUAACCGCCUAGCUUUGUAUUGAUCUAUUUUAUAGCCAAUUUUUCUAUUUCUAUACGUAGGAAAAAGAACAAUUUUGUUUAUUUUUACAUAAUCAUGACGUUUAUAUUUACAUUGUACCGACCUGUAAUAAUAAUGGACUUAUAUUUGGGCGACCUCUUAUACUAUUAAUCAUCUAAAAUUACUUUUAUUUGCAAUGUUAAUCUAGUCACUUAGGUAAAAUGACAUUGUGAUCUCACAAAAUGAACAAAUCAUCAACAUUCCAAAUUUUACAUUGCAUUUAAGGCCAAGGUGCCUUUAGAGACGGCCUUUUCCGCUCGACACCUUGGCAAGCCAUAACUUGUGUUGUUUUUGUGCCAAAUUGUGUAUUCGACCAAUUUCGUGCUCAUUUUACCACCGAUAAUCAUUUUUUAUGAUCGCUCAAACAUUUUCAAUGUAUUUUCGAGAUAUUUUUAGUCAUUAAGUGCUAUAUACAUAAGUUUUAAUUUGAAACUUUUUUCGAUUAAUUUAUUUUAUACGUGUAUUUAUUAUAUUAUUUGUAUUAGUGUUGUGUAAUAGUGUAAGUCAUAUGAUAUCCUAAUAAUAAAAUGUAUUAAAUUAUUUCUAAAAAUGCGUUUUAUUUAAAUAUAAAUAACAUAGAAACCAAAAUGUAUUAAUUAAAAAAAAUCUUAUUUACACUUAAAUAAAAUAAAUUAAAUUCCUCCAACUCUGUCUCUAGGAAUCAAUCUUAAUUCUGAGCCGUGUUUCAAGAAAACAUUACCUAAAAAAUAAAAAAAAUGUUCAGAAACUCUACAUUCUACAAAAAAUAAUGUCUAUGGAAAGCAAUAAACCAAUCAAAUUAAGGCAUUCUCCACAGCACACUAGGUUCGAUGUAGAAUGCCGUGUUUUGAUUGGUUUACGUCUUUCUAUAGAAACAAUUUUCUGUAGAAAGUCAUUUACGUCAUAUAUACCAGCUGUUUGUUGAGGGUUUAUGCCAAUACCAUCAUCAGUGAUGAUGGCUGAAGUUGCUGGAGGUACUUUGAACUCCUCUGCUGCAAACUUUAGGACUGCUGUAAAAGGAGUGGCUUCAGGAACGCUAAG
This is a messenger RNA of Brassicogethes aeneus, 5098 nucleotides long. Lineage: Eukaryota; Metazoa; Arthropoda; Insecta; Coleoptera; Nitidulidae. The record is from the annotation of a GenBank genome assembly.